Nematostella vectensis (starlet sea anemone) is the source of this 996-nucleotide messenger RNA. RefSeq lists its product as uncharacterized. The record is from RefSeq and is a predicted model, not a curated record. Bases 39 to 962 code for a protein of 307 amino acids. The transcript is spliced from 2 exons. Lineage: Eukaryota; Metazoa; Cnidaria; Anthozoa; Actiniaria; Edwardsiidae.
UUCCCUACGAUUUCUACGAGAGAUUUGACCUGGAAACCAUGAACGAAGACGAGUGCAUUGCCGAGUUUAGAAUGCGAAAACAAGACAUACCGAUAGUAGUUGACGCUCUACAACUACCAGCCACUAUUCAGUGUUCACAAAGAACAAUCUGCGAUGCAGAUGAAGCUCUGUGUAUGCUCCUAAGGCGUUUUUGCUAUCCUUGUCGAUAUUCUGAUCUGAUCGGCCGGUUUGGUAGACCUGUGCCAGAGCUGUGCAUGAUAACAAACACCUUGAUGGACUAUAUAUUUGACAAUCAUUGCCAUCGAAUUUCGCAAUGGAAUUAUGAUAUACUCAAUCCACCGAUGUUACAAGAAUAUGCUGAUGCAAUUUUUGCCAAGGGAGCCCCAUUAAGCAACUGUUUUGGCUUUGUAGACGGAACGGUGCGACCAAUAUCGCGUCCAGGCCAAAACCAAAGAAUUGUAUAUAAUGGUCAUAAAAGAGUGCACUCUUUAAAGUUUCAGUCAGUGGCGCUGCCUAACGGCCUUAUCGGACACAUGUAUGGCCCAGUCGAGGGCAAAAGACAUGAUGCAUUUAUGCUGAUGGAAUCCAAUAUUUUGCAUGAAGUAGAAAACAAUGCAUUCUCCCCUACUGGUCAGGCGAUGUGUAUGUAUGGGGACCCUGCGUACCCAUUGAGGGUACACCUUCAAACCCCUUUCCGUAAUGGAGUUUUGACCCCCAUGAUUGAAGAGUACAACUCAAGAAUGAGCUCAGUACGGUCGUCAGUAGAAUGGUUGUUUGGAGAAAUCAUCAACGACUUCAAAUUCUUGGACUUCAAAAAGAACCUGAAACUUAACCUUAGUUGUGUUGGAAAAAUGUACCUUGUUUGUGCAUUUCUUGAGAAUGUAAUAACCUGCUUGUAUGGAAACACUACUUCAGAGUUCUUUGGUCUUGACCCUCCCUCAAUAUACUACUACUUAAAUUAAAACACCUCAGUGGGAGAUUACAGCUAAGUUUUUU